Podarcis raffonei (Aeolian wall lizard) is the source of this 3425-nucleotide messenger RNA. Its product is annotated as crk-like protein. The transcript is spliced from 2 exons. Lineage: Eukaryota; Metazoa; Chordata; Lepidosauria; Squamata; Lacertidae. The coding region runs from base 1727 to 2539 and encodes 270 amino acids. Gene Ontology annotation, biological process: positive regulation of ERK1 and ERK2 cascade. Gene Ontology annotation, molecular function: protein binding. The record is from RefSeq and is a predicted model, not a curated record.
AGAUGGCCGCCCCUCCCCGGUUUAAAGGGGGAGCGGGGGUGCGUCACUUUCCCAUCAACCCUUCUGUAGCUGCAAUCAGGGUCGCUUGCAGCGAUUUGAGGGAGGGGAGGCUGCUGGCCGGAGCGCUGGGGCUCUGAAUGGGUUAGAGCCGGGGAGCCGGGAGCCAGGAUGCCUGGGUCCUCUGGGGAGGAGGGAGCGGGGCUGCAAUAGGUCGUGGCCGGGAGCCGUGGGGUUCCCCGGGAGGAGGCGAGGUGUGCGAGGGAAGCCAUGUGCAGACAAGGGAGAGAGGGCUUCAUUGUGGCGCUGCUGCAGAGGGGCACGCUGAAGAGCGCUUGGAGGGUGCACAGCUGAUCUUUUUUCAUUUUGGAGGGGGAGGCUUUUGAAGAUUGCUUUUGAUCCGUUAAAGGGCUGCAAUGCAGCAUCGGGGUGUUGCUUCCAGGGAAUACUGGAGAGUAGUAGAGUGGAUGCAUGGACAUCGGAGGGGAGCGAGGAGUUGCAUUAUUGUUUGUCCAGAGCUGGUGGGGUGGUAGGCAGAUAGGUUUCGGGAGGCUGCGUGCAAUAUUUUUGGAUGCUGGAAAUUUUGGGAGCCAGGCUACUUCUGGGGGUGUGUUUUAUUAUUGUUCUGCUGCACUGGGGCUAGUUGGGGGGUGGGGUGGAGAACGGUGGCCAAUUUGUGAUCUACCGAGGUGGUUGGGGAAUGGUCUCCAUUAGGGGACGCAGUUUGGGGUGCUGUACCUUUCUCCAGAGGAUAACCAGUGAAUUGGGGACAGGGGCUGAUAGCAGGAGUGGAUCUGUGAAAAGUCCCCAUUAACCUUUUGGUGGGUUAAAUCUCAUGCUGGGGUAGGGAUGCUUUCAUAUGGGAAUGUUGCAAUUCUGUGGAAGUUAUUCUAUUCACUUGGUGGGUAUGUAUCUUCAUCUGAGAAAGAUUAGGUUUUGAAAAGGUUGACUUCCUCCAAACCUUGACUUUUUAAAAAAAAACAACCAACAGUAUCCUGCUACGUUGAUGAGGUGCUGGAGGAAUUCUGGAGGAAUUUUUAGAGGGUGCAAUCAUAUCACACUUUUUUGGGGGGGAGGGUUGUGUGUACUACUUAAUUCACCAAGUGUGACCUCUUAAUUUUGUAGGGAUGUUCUAGUACAAGGACGUAAAUAUACUGUAUGUGUUCCCCACAGAUAUACAACUGGUUUUGUUGUAUUAUAUGAAGAUGGUUAUUCAGUAGAACCUGUAUUUGAGUAGGUAUUUAACUGUUAAUAGGGUAGGUUGGUCAGGGAAGUGCCCCUUCCCCAUUAUAUUAGAACUUGGGAGGGAUGUCUAGAAGUGACCUAACUUUUCAUGACAUCCCAUUAAUUUCCAGGAUUUGAUUGCAAAUUGUAGAAGUGUUGCCUGCAUUUCUGAGUCGUUUCUUUCCUUUUUGGAAAUCUACUAUUGUCCGAGAAGAGGGGUGUGGAUGCUGUCAAGGGAUAUCGAAGUUAGAUUAUCUCAGUAUAAGAGAACUUGGGGUGGAGCAACAUAACAGAAGAACCAUAUUCCUUUGGGGGGGGGAGGGUGUUAUGUGUAUCUGGAUUAUUUGGAGGUCACACUGAACUGGAAGGAAACUGGAACAGCUACAUGAGGUCACUGUUCAACAGGUUAAUUUCCUCUUGACAAAGUGCUCCAAACUCCGGAGCAACUUAGAUAUCAGUUUUCUCGGGAAUAAUAGAGGGGGGGUGGGCUUCUUUCCACCCCCUGAUGCUGCCCCAAGCCAUGUCGGCUUUUGGGGAUGCCCAUGAGUGGUACAUGGGGGCUCUGAGUCGGCAGGAAGCAGCCGCCUGUCUCCAGGGACACCGCCAUGGAACCUUCCUGGUACGGGACAGCACCACUUGCCCCGGCGACUAUGUGUUGUCCGUCAGCGAGAACUCCAAGGUGUCUCACUACAUCAUCAACAGCCUCCCUGGGCGCCUGCGGAUCGGGGAGCAUGAGUUUGACGGCUUCCCUGCUCUGCUAGAUUUCUACCGCCUCCACUACUUAGACACGACCACUUUGGUGGCCCCCGUGGGACGGGUUGUGGCGCCGGCCUCUGCCCAGCCGCCUCCCGCUGGGGAAUGGGUCCGGGCUCUCUAUGACUUCGUCGGCCGCGAUCAGGAAGACCUCCCCUUCUCCAAGGGGGAACCCCUGAGGGUGCUGGCCAAGCCAGAAGAGCAGUGGUGGACAGCGCAGAGGGCCGAUGGGCGUGUGGGCAUGAUCCCCGUGCCGUACGUCCAGCCCUGUCCGUACGCCCACCCCAGCAGCCAUGGUGCCCCUCGCCACGCUCCGGUCAUAGCGAGGGCGGUGCAGCGAAGGGUGCCCGGUGCCAGCGACAAGACGGCACUGGCCUUCGAGGCAAGUAAUGGGGUGGUCUGCACAAAAGGGAACGAGUUUCUGGUUACCAGGUGGGUGGGGGAAAUACGCAGAUUACUGUUGGGCACUAAGGUUUUUCGUUGCACAGAAAUGUGGCGUUCUGGUCCAGCCCUCUUCGCACCCCCAAACAAAAAGCUUGUGUUUGGACUAGAUUUUGCACAUUAAUUCAAAUGAAAUAGUUAUGCAGCAUAACACUUAUCUGGAGGGUUGAUGAGCAUAACUUUGAAUCGCUAUGGAGCAGAAGGAGGGAAGAAUGCAUCAGUUCGGAUGGGAAAGGGUGUAGAGGCUGUGUGGGAGUGCAGACGUUCAUCCACACAUUAGAUGCCUGUCGUGGUCCCAUUGCCAGGCUACACUCCUGAAAACUUGGAUCUUCAAUCCGUGUUAUGUUUCCGUACAGCAAAACUCCAUAUUCUGGCUUUGAUCCUGUUCCUCACUUGAAAUGGCAGUGAAGGGAAGAUGAGAAGCUGCGUGAUUUAUUCAGGAAAAAGACUUGUUUGCGGGGGGGGGGAGGGAAAACUGGCUGUGCAGAGGUGGGUGGGUAAAAAAAAAUGCCCCCAUGAUAUUUGCAUUCUGAUCCCUUCUGUGUCUCAUGAUGCUCUACAGGUGGGCGACCUCAUUGCUGUCACCAAGAUGAAUGUCAAUGGCCAAUGGGAGGGGGAGCUGAACGGGCGCCGCGGCCAUUUCCCCUUCACCCACGUCAAGGUCCUGGACCCUGAAGAAGCCAGCUGAACAUUUGAUGAUGUAACCCAUGGAACGCUGACUUUCCCUGCAGUGGGGCACGACCCUUGAACUCUGACCCACACUUGUGAGCUUCUGACUGUCUCGAACAUUGUACUUCCUUGAAUUUUGACCUACCCGGUGGAUGUUAUUGAUCAUCCGGUUCGUUGAUACUCAAGCUCCUUGGAUAUGGACCUCUUCUACCACUUUGGACUCCUUAACCCAUGAACCUUGUUCCUUGACUCGCUGUUCUUAAAAUGCUGUGGUAGUUGAACCCUAUAAACUUUUGACUCUUUACGGGGACCCGUUCAUAUUUCCUCCCUAGAAACAUUGA